AAACUGAUAAUGAGCUACCAUCGGUGGAAGGAUGUGGAUCAUCAGGAAUCAGGAGAUUCUAGCCAUGCUAGCCAUGUAGAUGCAGUGUAGAUACCCGGGGAGCAGCUUAAAAUACAGAUACACACAGAAGAAUCUAGAAUCCCUCACAUCCUGCGACAUGAAGGUCUUCCGGUUGCGUUUGGUGAAGGUCCUUCUGCUGGGAUUCCUGCUGGCCAACCUGGUCUUUUUCUACUACACCUGGAACACGCUGCUCUGGCGCCGGAUUAGUAAAGCCCUGUCCGGGGAAUCUCCGCCAGCGGAGGAACUGCCAAAGCCCGCCAAACUAUCGCCCAAGGACAAGCUGCGCAAUGCCAACAAACACAUACGGAAGUCCAUCACCAUUGUCUUUUACGGGCACUACAACUUCGAGCAGGACCUGCGGGCCAGCAUAGAUAGCAUCCUGGACGUGAUACCUAACAUGCCCAUCCUGGUGCUCCAGGAUGGCGGUGCCGAGUAUGCCUAUCCGCCGGUAAACUAUGAGCGAAAUCUCACCGCCGGCGAGGAGCGUACUGUGAUCUUUAAGAGCCUGGCCUUCGACGUGCGGCACUCGCGACAGGAGCUGAAUCCUCUGGCCUCGAUCCGCACCAAGUAUGUGCUUAUAAUGCCCGAUAGUGUGCGGCUGAGCAGCAAGAACAUCCUGCAGAAGAUCCUGCGCGAGAUCAACUCAUUGGGUGUGCCUGGACAGCCCAAGGAGCAGCGUCCUCCGGUUCCGCCCGAGGAGACCGUUCGUCGAAUGAUCCUUGUUCCAUUCGCCGGCAACCUGAAAUCCUUUAGCAGCUGCGUCCGGAUGACCAUGGACCUGCCCGACUGGACGCUGGAGUUGGUGGCCACCAACGAUACCAAGCGAUGUGAUUUGUUCCUGCAGAAGCACGCCAUCCUCUUAGAUGCCACAGCUUUGGGAGCCAUGCCGGAGCCCUUCACCCUGCCCUUUCCAGAAAUGCUCUACAUGCAGGCUAAAAUAGCCAAUCUGUCGACCACCGUGUUCCCGCAGGCCUUCCAAGAGGGUCGUCGCCUGUUCGCCUCGUUUCACACCAAACAGCGGCGGAUGGACCUGCGGCGUCGGCAGUUCCGGGAGAUGUACAAGAAGCUGCAGAUCAAGCGGAUCGUGAGGCGGGCCUACCGGGUGCCCGGGAAGGCUCAGGCCCGGGAGGUGUGGGGCCAGGGUCACGGCCUGGUCCUGGAUGGCCAGUUCUCCUCCUCGAACACCUCGCUGCCCCUGAUCACGGACAUCGAUCUCUUUGGCUGCGAGAGGACCACCAAAUCCUGCAUCGGCAGUGUGUACAAUGAGAGGCCCUACUACUCGUAUCUGGGCAAACAUACGCCACCCUGCUGUCUGGACAAGCUGAGGACCACCUUCAAUCACGUCCUGGAGGAGUUCGAGAACGUGGGCAUUCGCUAUUGGCUGGACAACCGCGCCCUGCAGAGCGCCAUCGAAACGAACCACCUGUCGCCGGAUGCCUACGACAUCGACAUUAGCUUCAAUGUCCAGGAUCUGGAGCGUUCGAAUGCGAUGAAGAAGUCGCAGAGCAAGCCGUAUGUGGACAACGAGGGAUUCUACUGGAUCAAGGCCACCGAUGGCCACUACUUCCGCGUCCAGUUCUCCAAACCCAACCAGGUGGGCGUCAAUCUGCUGCCCUAUUCGAUCAGCGGAACGGAGGCGAAGCCCAGUGGAUUUUUCGGCUGGAAGGCCACCACCUUCUCGGCGGACUACCUGCAUCCCAUGUCCACGGUGCUCUUCCUGGGCAAGAGUGUCAUGUGUCCCAACAAUGUGCUCGAGUAUCUGGAGGAGAAGCACAUCAAGGUGAGGUCCGCUGACCUGGAUGCGGAGGAGGAUUGAGAUUAGUUUUCAUAAACCUAAAAAGAGUCUGUGAAAAUGAUAUUAUAGUUUGGUUUUAUCUGCUGAAUGAUCUCAGUCAUCUAUUACAAUCGUGAUUAUUAGGGAAGAAACCUCUGAGAAGAAGUCUAUCAGUUUAGUCUUAAUGAUUGAACUGAAAAACAGGCAAAAAAUGGAUUGAAAAAAGUACAAUAUUUUGUAUUAUUCCCUAAGAUCUUUCAGUCCACUAAAAACUCUAAAAACGGAUUUGACUACAGUUUUAAUCAAUGUUUAUUUCGUUUCUAAGCCUAUAUACAAUUUUGUGAUUUUUUACAUUGCUUCUGAGUUCCUUGCGUUGGUUGAUAGCAAAUUUUUGUUAGACUUGAUAGGAACAUAAAAUAACAUAAGAAUCUUUUAGAACCGCCAGCAGAUCUAUGUGUGUAAAAUAUAAUACAUGAAAUCAGA
Molecule: messenger RNA, 2317 nt
Organism: Drosophila takahashii
Lineage: Eukaryota; Metazoa; Arthropoda; Insecta; Diptera; Drosophilidae
Product: ribitol 5-phosphate transferase FKRP
Biological process (GO): protein O-linked glycosylation via mannose
Cellular component (GO): Golgi apparatus
Source: RefSeq, a predicted model, not a curated record